AUGUCGCGUCCAUCAAACCAUCUUCAGACUCUCGUCGCCCACUACCUCGCAUCACAAUACCCUACGGUGCUUAACCCUUUUCUGGAGGCUUCGCGCAUACCUCACCCUGAUCUAGAACAUCCCCCGUCCCCCGACCUGCGUACUGUCGUUGAGGACUGGAUGGCCUUACAGAUAUCUGACCAGCUGGAAAAGUCGCGCAUCUCAGAAUGCGUGGGCGAGAGAGAAAAGCUGGAACGGCUGCUUCGGAUCGAGCUGCCUCGAGGAGUGGCGCUAUCGCCCACUGAAAGGAGCCUGGACAGUAUCUCCGCCUCCAGCCUGUUGACAGUAACUGUCUCCCACGUCCCAAAGCGGGUGUUCGAUACGUCUACCGCCUCCUACAAGGCUUCAUAUGACCUGAGCAUCAUCACAAGCUCUGUGGAUAAGACACUGAAAGUGGUAGACUUUGAUACGGGAGAUGUGGCUAUGAUUCUCCAGCCUCAUCGUGCGGCAAUAUUAACAUUUACCGUCUAUCCUUUGAACCCUCGAUACAUUUUGACGGGAUCCAUGGAUGGAACUGUCGUCCUUAUGGACGUCAUCUCUCGAGAGGUACUACAGACGUUCGUGUCGGCCAAAUAUGUCGUUCGCGUAGCAUUCUCUCCAAACGGUCGCUUCAUGGCAACCGCAUCAUACGAUCGUCAUAUAGUGGUUUAUGAGGCGAUAAGUUCUCCCCUGCCUCCCCCAUUUGACGACGAAUCCAUACCACUAGACGCCAUAGACGACGCCUCUCUCGCAUGCGAACCCCUACUACGAUUCGCAGAGGUACACCGCUGUAAGCUAGACUCAAACCCAGAAGCUCUUCUCUUCCACCCAGACUCGACCUGGCUCUUAUACACUACCCGGAGCUCCCACGUGCUCCACUACCUGUCACUACCCAGUGACGUGACCCAAACGGCACCCUGGGUCUAUACAAACAAAAGCUUCAACCCGCACCCCUUGGACACUCAUGUCAGUUUUGCAGUUCUGAACAUGACUCUCCAUCCCUCAGGGAAGAUCGUGGCCUGCCAGACAGGCGACCACAGUGGUGGUGGAGGUGAGAGGAUCUUGCUAUAUGGUAUAGAGCCGGAAGAAACGGAAAGGCUGGCGUGUCUGUGGACUGGCGAAGAGGGAGAUGACUAUGUGCUACCUAGGAUGAGGUUUUUGCCCGAUGGUUCGGGUAUCAUAACCACCACAUCGAGGGGAUAUCUCAAUCUUUUCACUCUAAACGGCGAGAAGCGGUCGAGUGUCAAGAUCCAUGGAGUAGUCAACGCGGGAUCUGCUUCCAGCGAGGUCAUCAGGGACUGCGCCAUUAUGCCAGCCCAGGGCGAGGGGUGCCACGUUGUCAGCGUAGGGUACGAUUGUCGCGUGAGGUUCAGCAAGGUUACCUAA
Cryptococcus amylolentus CBS 6039 is the source of this 1404-nucleotide messenger RNA. RefSeq lists its product as hypothetical. Bases 1 to 1404 code for a protein of 467 amino acids. NCBI's taxonomy places the organism in Eukaryota, Fungi, Basidiomycota, Tremellomycetes, Tremellales, Cryptococcaceae. The record is from RefSeq and is a predicted model, not a curated record. The transcript has 5 exons. Gene Ontology annotation, molecular function: protein binding.